Molecule: messenger RNA, 3850 nt
Organism: Anopheles moucheti
Lineage: Eukaryota; Metazoa; Arthropoda; Insecta; Diptera; Culicidae
Gene: Fit1
Product: unc-112-related protein
Exons: 7
Coding region: 445-2574 (709 amino acids)
Biological process (GO): cell-matrix adhesion; integrin-mediated signaling pathway
Cellular component (GO): cell-substrate junction
Molecular function (GO): integrin binding
Source: RefSeq, a predicted model, not a curated record
CUCGCAACAGCACGGACGUGUCGUUCGUGGCUCUUGGUUAAACCGAUCGGACCAGCACAGCGAACGGAAGCAUCUAACGGAACCGUACAAAAAGCGGGCAUCAGCACCAUCGGAGCAGAGAGAAAGUGUCAACAAGAAAGUGGCAUUCCAACGGGGAGAUCCCGGAGCAAAUCAAGUAAUCAAGUGCGAACAAGUGUGUGUGUGUGUGUGCGCGUGUUGAAAGAGGAAUCCCGAUAAGAUCGGCAUUUGUGUGCACCCCCUGCCACAUAACACAAAAAAAGAAGAAGCACACAAAAAUUUGUGAAAUUCCGUGCUGAUUCCGUGUGUGCGCACGUAAGAAAGGCGUAGUACACAAGUGGCAAUCACUUGGCCAAGUGGCGUGUGUUUUUGUAUAGCAACAGGUACAGCCGGAAUCGGCGGCACGGAGCAGCACGACGCGACAACAUGAUACACGUAGGUGACAAUACCUGGAACCUGAAGGUCUACAUUACCGACCUUCAGGUGCAGAAAACGCUGCGUGUCCGGGGCGAUCUGCACAUCGGCGGUGUAAUGCUGCGUCUGGUCGAUCCAGAAAAUCCGAAAGAUUGGUCAGACCACGCACUCUGGUGGCCGGCCCGGAACCAAUGGCUAACGCGUACCAAGUCAACCCUCGACCAGGUGGGUCUACAUGCGGACGCCGUCCUGCACUUCACGCCGAUGCACAAAACGUUGCGAGUUCAGAUGCCGGAUCUGCGAUAUUUAGACUGCCGUGUUGAUUUCUCGAUCAAAACGUUCGGUGCGGUUGUGGCACUGUGCAAGGACCUUGGCAUUAGACAUCCGGAGGAGCUAUCGCUAUGCAAACCGCUAGAACCGAUGCAUUUGAAGAAGAACUAUGCCGAUUUGGCCAAAAAGAAGAUACCGAUCGAACAGAAUGGCAACGGGCGUGACUACAUUCAUCUGCCGCCGGACACAAACACCUUCAUCCCGGGGACCGCACACAACCUGAACGGCAGCAAUGGCAGCCUGGACGAUACAGUCAACCGCGGCCCAUUCUCGUGUGCUCCCGUACCGAAUUCCCAUUUCUCCACACCCAAACCGGCCUUACAAAGCACUCCGAUCAGUUCGCCGACUGGUACAUUGCGACACGGACACGGAUCAGGCUUUAGUGAGUCGUCGUCCAGCAUCGGCGAUACGACGGAUAGUUUGGCGUACAGUCCCUGUGCACCGAGUCCCGAAGCUCGGUCUCGCUUGCUGAAGCCGAAAUCGUUGGUCGAGCGGGCACGCAUGAACAUCGGUUGGCUUGACUCCUCCCUGUCCAUCAUGGAGCAGGGCAUUCGGGAGUUUGAGACGCUCUGUCUCCGCUUCAAGUACUACACGUUCUUCGACCUGAACCCAAAGUACGACCAGGUGCGCAUCAAUCAGCUGUACGAACAGGCCAAAUGGCAGCUGCUGAACGAGGAGAUCGACUGUACCGAGGAGGAGAUGCUGAUGUUCGGUGCGCUGCAGCUGCAGGUGAACAAACAAAACGAAGUACCGCAGGCCGACUCCGGUAUCGACACGUCCAGCCUGGACAAUGCGGCUGAUGACGAUGUGGAUGCGGCACUGCGCGAACUGCAGAUCACGCUCGAAGGGCCCAGCAAUGGUGUGAAUGCAGGCGACAUUACGCAUAUUCCGGAGCUGACCGACUAUUUGCGCUUUUUGAAACCAAAAAAGUUCACCCUGAAGGGUUACAAGCGUUACUGGUUCACGUACAAGGAUCUACAUCUGCAUCUGUACAAAUCGCGGGAAGAUUCCCGCACGAACAGUCCGCCCCAGGUGACGAUCAAUCUGCGCGGUUGCGAGGUAACGCCCGAGGUGAAUUUGUCGCAGAAGAAGUUCAACAUCAAGCUGGAGGUACCGCUCGAGCAGAGCAUCAACAGCGAAAUGUGGAUCCGGUGUGACAAUGAGGAACAGUACGCCAAAUGGAUGGCCGCAUGUCGGCUCGCGUCGAAGGGUCGAUCGCUUGCGGACAGCUCGUACGACAGUGAGGUGGCCAGCAUUCGGUCGUUCCUGAGCAUGCAGAAACCGGCGCAGGUGCCCGCGAUCAACAUUAACCCGACCGAAAUCGACGCGAACGAGUAUCUCGCUCCACGGUACGCUAAGAAGCUGAAGAACAAGGCCAUACACCGCAUGCUGGAGGCACACGCGAACGUGAAGGAUCUGCCGCUGGUGGAGGCGAAGCUGAGCUACAUCCGGGCAUGGCAAAGUUUGCCCGAGUUCGGUGUGACACUGUUCGUGAUCAAGUUCGAUGGGCACAAGAAGGAGGAGCUGCUCGGUGUGGCUAGCAAUCGUAUCAUGAAGAUGGACAUUACGACCGGCGAUCAUCUCAAGACGUGGCGGUACAACACGAUGAAGGCCUGGAACGUGAACUGGGAGAUUCGGUGCAUGAUGGUACAGUUCCAGAAUGAAACGGUCGUGUUUUCCUGCUUGUCGGCGGACUGCAAAGUGAUACACGAGUUCAUCGGUGGCUACAUCUUCAUGUCGAUGCGUUCGAAGGAAACGAACCAAACGCUCAACGAGGAACUAUUCCACAAGCUAACGGGUGGUUGGAACUAGAGAAGAGAUGGCCGCUUCGUGCCUUCUUCCCAACACAAACAAACACAGUAUCAGCUGCAGCGAUGCUUCGGAAUGAAUUUUCUUGUUUCGUGUAUCAUUUCACGUUCGUUUUCUUUUUAAUUCUUGUUGUACUGUACAUAACAUUAGCGAUAUAGUUUAGUUUACUGUAAUCGUACCCAUCCUUUCCCUAGGAAGAUUGGCGCAACAUCAGUUCGGUGUUGAUUUUUUUAAUUCAAAUUUUUGUUUAACCUGCUGUUUUUGAUCGUAGCUUUGCCUUCCCUCCCAUUUGCGUUGUGGGCAUCACAAUCGCUGUUUAUCUGUUUUCCAACCCAUCGGUUACUAUUUCCCAAACAUCCAAAUUUCUGUGUAGCAGCAGAAGCAAAACCAAUUCAAUUUAGAUAUGCACCCCGUUGGAGGUACCGAAGUUUUGGGACCCCUGAACUAGUGUGCAAUUCUUAGGAAAACUAUCGAAAGCAACUAAAAUGUGAGCAAGAAGCGAGAACAAUCAGAUGCCUUACUUAUUAAUAAUUAGAAACGAGUGGAAAGUAUUUGAACGGCACGAAUGCGCAAAGGGAAAUUCCAGCAGCUCCAGACGUGAAGAGGGGAGUGUUGGUUCUAACUUAUGGCAAUCGUACGAUAGCUUAUCUGGGGAUAACCAGAACUUUGUCUUCCCCGCUUUUUCGCGCACGAUAAUCAAUCAGUGUCCAAACAAGAAAACAAGGUGCCUAUGCAGAAGAACGAUUUACAAGCAGCAGUGGAUUGAUCGCACGUGUUAUCAUCAUGCAAAUGCUUUUGCAAACGUUCGUACCGUAACGACGACGGUUAUUCGUUUGUUGUGUUUUAGAAUUUGUCUGUAAUAUGAGUUUUGUCCGCCCGUAUUUAGUCGAGUAUUUUAACCGCUAUUUUACUGGUUAACACACAAAACUUCUUAGCGUGGAAAUCAAUGUCUUGAGAAUAUAAUGCCCCGUAUAAAGUUACACCAUGUCCUUUCCCACACUACUUAACCCACGCUCACGGAUUUUGUUGUGACUGUUAGCGAACAAACAAACAAAAAACCCCUACGCAUGAUACGUGGUGAAAUGAUUUCAAAACUUACACUAGCACAAACUAAUUCGCCAUCCGUGGUUAUGGCCAGGUGGGCAUCACCGACAACCGUACGCGUGUUUGAGGUGUAGGCGUACUUUUUUAUGUAUUCGUUUUUUCGUCGGCAAACAUGUUAGGACUAAUUUUACUGUUGUACUGAAGUAAUAAAUUCGAUUAACAAUUAAUAACGAUA